Hyla sarda is the source of this 4459-nucleotide messenger RNA. It is a transcript of the gene ADAMTS14, whose product is annotated as ADAM metallopeptidase with thrombospondin type 1 motif 14. Gene Ontology annotation, cellular component: extracellular matrix. NCBI's taxonomy places the organism in Eukaryota, Metazoa, Chordata, Amphibia, Anura, Hylidae. The coding region runs from base 318 to 4007 and encodes 1229 amino acids. The transcript is spliced from 22 exons. Gene Ontology annotation, molecular function: metalloendopeptidase activity. The record is from RefSeq and is a predicted model, not a curated record. Gene Ontology annotation, biological process: proteolysis; extracellular matrix organization.
UUACAAGGGUCCAAAAAGACCGUAUCAAAGCUGCUCUAAGUUUCUCCCCCAGCACUCCAGAGUGUGCCUCUCCUGAUCUGUCAAUCUGCAGCACAGCAACAGGAGAAGAACAGAUUGUUAAAGGCCUGGCUGGAGAAAAUCCUGCAAGAUCCUUCUCUCUCUCUCUCUCUGAAUCCGUAAAUGUUCUUCUAACUAAUCCAAAUAGAGAACAUCUAAAGAAGAAAAAGUCCAAUCUUACUCCUCAUUUACUGGAUAUUGGAUCACUUGGCGUCUUUUUACCUAGGAAACUAAACUAACUCUUCUGCAAGCUUUAUCCAAUGGAUAUUUUCUACAUGUAUGGGAUUGUGUCUUGCUUUUUUACUUCUUUCUGCUGGCUGGCUGUGGAUUCAUUUAUUUCUAAAGAACUCCUCUCUGGAAAGCUAAAUGAAUAUGGUGUGGUUGUCCCAUUCAGUGCAGAUCAUCUAGGACGAUAUAUUUCUCACGUGGUGUCAGCAGGAAGUAGGAUGACCUUAAAGCACCCUGGGCAGAGGUUUGCCCGAAGUAUUCCUGAUCCACCAACAACUCAGUCAGAUGAUAGGUGCUUGUACUUCAAUGUCACAGUCUUUGGCAAGCAGCUGCAUCUGCGUUUGAAGCCCAAUAGAAAGUUGGUUUCUCAUGAGGCUACUAUUCAGUGGCAGGAGGAUUUCCAAGAGAUUUCUCAUGACUCAAUCCAAGCUGACUGUGUGUAUACAGGAGAUAUUACGGAUAUGCCUGGAGCAACUGUGGCCAUCAGCAACUGUGAUGGACUGGCUGGAAUGAUAAGAACUGACAAUAGUGAGUUCUUUAUUGAGCCUUUAGAAAGGGGAAGACAGGAAGACGAAGAGAAUGGUCGUGCUCAUGUUGUCUACAGGAGAUCUGCUGUUCAACAUGAUAAAACUGAAAUUCAAGGGGAGAUGCAUAAUGAAGUUGCAAAGAGUGAAGUUGGCAAUCUCCCUUUUGCACUGGAUUCACUACAGGACAGGUUGUGGGACAAUGAACGCAAGAAACGCCAUGCAAAGAAGGAUGACUAUAACAUUGAGGUUCUCCUUGCUGUGGAUGACUCAGUUGUGCGCUUCCAUGGAAAAGAGCAUGUGCAGAACUACGUCCUCACCCUUCUGAACAUAGUAGAUGAAAUUUACCACGACGAGUCGCUUGGGGUCAAUAUCAACAUUGUGUUAGUCCGAAUGAUCAUGGUAGGAUACAGGCAGUCUAUAAGUCUCAUAGAACGUGGAAAUCCAUCUAGGAGUCUUGAGCAAGUGUGUCGUUGGGCCCAUUCUCAGCAGCGUUCAGAUCCAGAUCAUGCAGAACACCAUGAUCAUGCUGUGUUUCUCACCAGGCAAGAUUUUGGUCCUGCAGGUAUGCAAGGCUAUGCUCCAGUUACUGGUAUGUGCCACCCACUGCGUAGCUGCACCCUGAACCAUGAGGAUGGGUUUUCCUCUGCAUUUGUGGUUGCCCAUGAAACAGGUCAUGUGCUUGGGAUGGAGCAUGAUGGUCAGGGAAAUCGUUGUGCUGAUGAAACUAGUAUGGGAAGUAUCAUGGCUCCACUGGUGCAAGCUGCUUUCCAUCGCUAUCACUGGUCAAGAUGCAGUAAGCAGGAACUUAAUAGAUAUAUACAUUCCUAUGAUUGUCUCCUGGAUGAUCCCUUUGAACAUAAGUGGCCAAAACUUCCAGAAUUACCAGGAAUAAACUACUCGAUGGACGAACAAUGUAGAUUUGAUUUUGGAGUGGGUUACAGGAUGUGCACAGCUUUUAGGACAUUUGACCCCUGCAAGCAGCUGUGGUGCAGUCACCCAGAUAAUCCCUAUUUCUGCAAAACGAAAAAGGGCCCCCCUCUCGACGGAACUGAAUGUUCUCCCGGAAAGUGGUGCUUUAAAGGUCAUUGCAUCUGGAAGACACCAGAGCAGGCUUACAGCCAGGAUGGAGGAUGGAGCUCAUGGUCAAGGUUUGGAUCCUGUUCUCGAACAUGUGGAGGAGGAGUUCGUUCUCGUGGCAGACAGUGCAACAAUCCACCACCAGCAUAUGGAGGUCGUGACUGCCUUGGUGCCACCUAUGAAUAUCAGAUGUGCAACACUGAGGAAUGUCGAGGACCAUUUGAGGAUUUCCGAGCUCAGCAGUGCUCACAGCGAAACUCCUACUACACCCACCAAAAUACCAAGCACACUUGGCUUACUUAUGAACAUCAUGAUGAUGCACAGAAAUGUGAGCUUAUAUGCCAGUCUAAGGAAACGGGAGAUGUGGUUUUUAUGAAUCAGGUGGUUCAUGAUGGUACCCGUUGUAGCUAUAAAGAUCCGUAUAGUGUUUGCGCCAGAGGAGAUUGUGUGCACUUUGGAUGUGACAAGGAAAUUGGUUCACUGAAAGAAGACGAUAAGUGUGGGGUUUGUGGGGGUGAUAAUUCUCAUUGUCGAACCGUGAAGGGAACACUAGUCAAAUCGCCAAAACAGUCUGCCGGUGUUUUAAAAAUGUUUGAGAUUCCAGCAGGAGCCAGGCACAUACAAAUAGAAGAGACGGAAGUGUCUUCUAACAAUCUUGCUAUUAAAAACCAAGUGAGUGGAAAUUUCAUUCUGAAUGUUAAAGGCAAAGAUAAUAAAUCAAGGACAUUUCUAGAAAUGGGUUUGGAGUGGGAAUACACUGUUGAAGAUGGAAAGAAAACUGUGAAAACCACUGGACCAUUGCAUGAGCCCAUUGGGGUCUUGGUUGUACCGCAGGAAGAGGAGCUAAAGAGCAGCUUAACAUACAAAUACAUUAUUCAUGAAGAUCUUUUACCAAUGAUUGGUAACAAUAAUGUUCUAUUGGAGGAGAUGGAUUCUUACGAAUGGGCACUAAAAAGUUGGUCCCAAUGUUCAAAAGCAUGUGGUGGAGGUAUCCAGUACACUAAGUAUGGAUGUCGGAGAAAAAGUGACAACAAAAUGGUUCAGCGUACCCUAUGUGACAACAACAAAAAGCCCAAGCCUAUUAGAAAACGGUGUAACUUGCAUGAAUGCUCCCAGCCAGGAUGGGUAGAAAAUGAAUGGGGAUCUUGCAGCAAAACCUGUGGCAAGUUGGGUGUCCAAACAAGGGUAGUCCAAUGUAUCCAGCACCUGCAAAAUGGCACCAAUCGCACUGUCCAUACAAAAUACUGUACUGCUGAACGCCCAGAACCAAGGAGGCCAUGCAACCGAAUACCAUGUCCUGCACAAUGGAGAACAGGAGCCUGGUCACAGUGCUCAUCAACUUGCGGUGAGGGCAUCCAGCAGCGCCAAGUAGUGUGCAAAGCAAGUGAUAAUGUUAUCGGUCAGUGUGAUGGCGAAAGGCCUGAAACAAUCCAAGUCUGCAAGAUGGCACCCUGCCCAGGAAAAUCUCCCGGACGUACUCAACAAGCAGAAACUAGUGACUUAAGUACCCCAAAAACUCUAUUGGCUCCCUCAUUAAAUUCUCCCAAAAAUCCUGUGAAUAAAAUAUCAAAAGACUCAUGCCAAGGUGACAAGUCCAUUUUUUGUCAGAUGGAAGUCUUAGCACGUUACUGCUCUAUACCUGGGUACAACAAGCUGUGCUGUGAGUCCUGCAGCAAGAAGAUCAUGCCCACAGGCUUGCCCCCAAAUUCCGAACAUGCAGCUCUGGAGCUCCGGGCACCUGAGGGUGCUAUCCUUCCUAGUCCUAUCCCACCAGUAACCCUUGUUCCUACAGUUGUCUUGACUGAAACUGAAACCUCGGUAGGCAAUAGUCCAUUGGAGGCACCAUUGUCUGCCUUAGGAGCUGAACAAACUCAACAGUACUCAGCAGCCAACAAUGUCACCAAUGGAAUUUUAAUGGUGCAAGAAAAAAACAACUCAGUUAUCAAUGUAGAAAAGCAACAUCCUGUAGAAAACAGCGAUGGACUAAGCGAAAACCUGGGUACACAGGUCAAUAAAACAUCAGUCAAUAAACAAAGCCGGGCCAGCAUAUUGGCAUCUUCUGAAGUACUUAGACGAAGAAGGGAUGAUGCUGAAGAAGAGCAUACAGUUGCUACAUGAGCUGCCUUACGAAUGGCACAGAAGAGAUGGGCAGCCUCAGUAAAAACAGACAAUUGUUGAAAGUUAAAAUAGUAAAGAAAAGGCUAUUUUACAGGUAGCACUUUUCAGGCAUUGAGAAAUGACAGAAUUUUACUGCUAUGAUGAAAUCUCUGGGCCUCGGUACAUAAGGGCCUGUAUUUUUACCUCACAGUGCAGCGUGAAUGCACUUUAUGUUGUCAUAAGGGUGCUACCAACUGGAUUCAGAACACAGAAAAGAAACCAUUUUCUGUCACCUCAGUUCUUCAGGCCAGUGGUCGCUUUUUUUUUUUUCUUGAGCUAUGAAGAACUUGAAACCUGGUGCUUUCUUGAGUUUAGAAUAGGUUUAGAACUGCCACGGUUUUACAUGUAAAUGGUGCUGUAUUUGUAUCCGAACAUUUUCUGUACCUCAGUAAAGUUGGGUCUGUUGCAGUGAG